CACCGGAAGUAGUUGUUUCUCACUCACAUGUGGACUGCCUUCAUGCACUCGUGUUGUGAUUACACUUGUUACAGAACAGAUUGUAACAUUUCUACUGUAUUAACCGUAUGCUGUUUUAAGAAGACAUGUUAAUCAGACAUUUGUUAAGUAACUUUCUGUAGUGGCUUUGGUAAGACACAUGGUGCAAUGGAAAAUUUAGAGCUCAGCCUGACAUCACUGGGAACUAUCUCCAAACAUGUUGAUCCAAGACAUAACCAACUUACUCAGUAUUUGUCAAAGCAGAUAUGGAGUCAGCAGGACCGACAGUGUAUUCUGGACUGUUUGGCUCAGCUCUUCUUGGAAAAGGACUACACUUUGUUGAUAACACAGCACUUGAGGCCUCUUAUUUUGGAUUUUCUGGAAAGAAAUGUGCAGAGAGUCAGAACUGGUGACAGAUUUAACCAUGACCUCCAUGAACGCCUGUGUGUGGCUCUCAGUAAAGUCCUCAACAUCUGUCCUGAUGCUCCAGCCUUUGCUGCUAGGUACUUCAGCAGCGCCCCUCCAGUAUUCCAGAGACUGUUUUUCUCCAGUGAAGAGGCAGCGUCUGUGCAAUAUGGACCCCGGCGGAUGAAGCUCCGGGACCUAAUGGGGGCUACGCUUCGUUUUCUUCAAAGUGACUGUGCAAAAUACAGAUCCUUGUGGGACUGGAGUCCUUGUGUUUCCCAACUGCUCACCAGUGACCUCAUGGUGCGAGGGUACACGGCACAGUGCUUGGCAAUGGUCUCUCUUAUGACUGAUAAUCAGAAGGCCAUUUUCCUCAGAAAAGUAUUGUCCAGUGAAGAGAUUCUGCACAUGAAAAUUAAGAGCUUUGAGGAAAGUCAGCAGCUGCAGGUGGAGAAGUCUCUAGUCUUAGCCAAUCAAGGUUGUGCAAAAUGGCACCAGGAAAAGGCAAAUCGCUUCACCAGAGGUCAAGUGGUCUCCGAAGAUCUCUGCUCUGAUGUGGUGGCUGUGUGUGGAGUGGUUCUACCCACCAUCUCUCCCCGACUGAACCAACAAGUACCCACAAACCAAAAAGACCUAGUGCUGGUGGACUCGACCUGUCAGAAUCUGAGAAGGCUUGCAUUAGCUGUAGCAUCCCAGAAACCAGUGCUAUUGGAGGGGCCCAUCGGGUGUGGGAAAACCUCGCUGGUGGAGUACCUGGCCACUGUCACUGGACACAACAGUGCCACAGAGAUCAUGAAGGUCCAGCUGGGAGAUCAGACUGACAGCAAAAUGUUGCUAGGCUUGUACCGCUGCACUGAUGUUCCGGGAAAGUUUGUAUGGCAGCCAGGAACUUUAACUCAAGCUGUCUCCAAAGGCCAGUGGAUCCUUCUGGAGGACAUUGACCAUGCUCCUCUGGAUGUGAUCUCGGUUUUGCUUCCUCUGAUGGAGAAUAAAAAGUUGGUCAUCCCAGGACGUGAGGAUUGUAUUGAGGUUGCAACAGGAUUUCAAUUUUUUGCAACUAGAAGGAUGUAUUACAGUAGUGGGAGCUGGCACAAACCACACAAUUCUCAUGCUACACUGUUGGAUAAAUACUGGACAAAGCUCCAAAUGAGAAACAUGACGCGGGAGGAGCUCAAAAAGGUGCUGAUUACUAGAUACCCACAACUGUCUGUGGUCUCAGACCGGCUCUUGGAUAUCUACUGUCAGCUGACUGGGGAUAAACACUAUGAACAGGACUCCCUCCAGCCCCAGUCUUCCCCUGCGCCAGAGGAGGAGCGAACAGGCCUUUUAGAGGGACGAGCUCUGUCGCUCAGAGACCUAUUAAAAUGGUGUGAACGAAUCAGUGUCAACUUCAACAGUGCAUCUGCAGCUACAGCUCAAAAUGUCUUCCAAGAGGCUCUUGACUGUUUCACAUCUAUGUUGUCUCAACCUGAGAGCCGCCUGCAGAUGGCUGAGAUUAUUGGCAGCAAGUUAAACAUUUCCAAAGAAAAGGCCCAGCACUUCUGUGAGAUGUAUCAGCCCGCCUUGUCUCUGAGUGAGCUGGAGGCCACAGUUGGCAGAGUGGCUCUGGGUCGAAAGCAGACAGAAGUUGUUCAGCUGAAUGUGAAUCAACAGACUUUUGCCGCCACUCGCCCCUCGGCUGUGCUCCUGGAGCAGUUGGCAGUGUGUGUGGCCAAAGCAGAACCUGUUUUGUUGGUGGGGGAGACAGGCACUGGGAAAACAUCCACUGUUCAGCACCUGGCCCAACUCACAGGCCACAGGCUGCGAGUAGUGAACAUGAACCAACAGAGUGACACUGCAGAUCUACUCGGGGGGUAUAAGCCUGUUGAUCAUAAGCAGAUCCUGCUACCUCUGCGUGAGGUGUUUGAGGAGCUCUUCUCUCAAACCUACUCCAGAAAGCAGAACCUGACAUUUCUGGGCCAUGUACAAACGUGCUACAGGGAGAAGAGAUGGCACGACCUCCUCAGACUCAUGGAGCAUGUUUGCAAGUCUGCUCUCACCAAAGAACUGAAGGACAAGACCAAUGGUGAGAAUUUAAAACAAGAUGAGUUGAAGUGCUCUGUAAUGACUGUCUGUUUAGUUUCAGAUAUACGUGAGCAGUGGGAAUCCAUGUCUACCAAGCUCCAGCACACUCAGGAGCAAAUUCAGGCCUGUGAGACAGCCAUGGUCUUUGCAUUUGUUGAGGGAACUUUGGCCCAGGCUGUGAGGAAGGGUCACUGGAUUCUUCUGGAUGAGAUUAAUCUGGCAGCCGCCGAGACUCUGGAGUGUUUGAGCGGAUUGUUGGAGAGCAGCACUGGGUCACUGGUGCUGCUGGACCGAGGAGAUGCAGAGCCCUUGGUUCGCCAUCCAGACUUCCGCUUGUUUGCCUGCAUGAACCCAGCCACUGAUGUCGGCAAAAGAAAUCUGCCUCUUGGUCUCAGAAACAGAUUCACUGAGCUGUACGUGAAUGAGCUGGAAAAUGAGGCUGACCUCCGCAUUUUAGUGUCUGACUACCUCAGAUGCCUCAACCCAAACAGAAAUAUCAUCAAUGGCAUUAUAAGUUUUUACCUGGCUGUGCGGAAGGAGGCCAGAUCUCGUCUGGUGGACGGGACAGGCCACAGACCUCACUACAGCCUGCGAACUCUUUGCAGAGCUCUCAGAUAUGUGCGUGCUAACCCAUGCUACAGUCUCUAUCGCUCCCUGUUUGAGGGCUUCUGCCUGAGCUUCUUGACCCAGCUGGACCGAAGUUCUCAUCCUGUGGUGCAGAAACUGGUCUGUCAGCACAUUCUGUUGGGUAACACGAAGUGUCUGAAACAGCCUAUCCCCUGCCCCUCGGACCGCAGCUGUGUGGGAGUGGAGGGGUACUGGGUGUCUCAGGGGGACUUGGAGCCCACACAAGACCCCAGCUACAUCCUUACUGCCUCUGUCAAACUCAACUUGCGGGACCUGGCCCGAGUAGUGUCUGCAGGGAGCCACCCAGUGCUGAUCCAGGGAGAGACCUCUGUGGGGAAGACAAGUCUGAUUCGCUGGCUCGCUACAGCUACAGGAAACCAGUGUGUGAGGAUCAAUAACCACGAGCACACUGACAUCCAGGAGUACAUUGGCUGUUACUCUUCCGACCACAGGGGCAAGCUAGUCUUCAAAGAGGGUGUGCUAAUUGAUGCCAUGAGGAAGGGUUACUGGAUCAUUUUAGACGAGCUGAACUUGGCCCCCACAGAUGUGCUGGAAGCUCUGAACAGACUCCUGGAUGACAACAGGGAACUGUUUGUGGCAGAGACACAAGAAGUUGUCAAGGCCCACCCCAGAUUUAUGCUGUUUGCCACUCAGAACCCUCCUGGAGUUUAUGGGGGGAGGAAGGUGCUGUCCAGAGCUUUCAGAAACCGCUUUGUGGAGCUACACUUUGAUGAACUACCCAGUGCAGAGCUGGAGACAAUCCUGCACCAGCGCUGCAGUCUACCUCCAUCCUACUGCAGUAAGCUGGUCAAAGUCAUGCUUGACCUGCAGUCUUUCCGCAGGGGGUCCUCUGUGUUUGCAGGGAAACACGGCUUUAUCACACUGAGAGACCUGUUCCGCUGGGCUGACCGCUACAGACUGGAGGAGCAGAGCCAACCAUCUCAAGACUGGCUCCAGCAGCUGGCUGAUAAUGGGUACAUGCUACUGGCAGGACGUGUACGGAAGCCUGAAGAGGACACUACUAUUCGGUCCAUCCUGGAGAAGCACUUUAAGCGCCGCAUUCAGCCAGAGAGUCUGUUUUCUCACAAACAGCUCACCAGCCAGUUCAGUGAGUUGGUGGAUUGUAUAGAAGAAAUUCCUGAUGAGUUUCGCCAUGUUGUUUGGACACAAAGCAUGAGGAGACUGGCAGUGUUAGUGGGGAGAGCGCUUCACUUUGGAGAGUCUGUACUAUUGGUUGGAGACACUGGGUGUGGAAAGACUACCAUCUGCCAGCUCUUUGCAGCUUUGUCCGGUUUGAAAUUCUUCUCUGUAAACUGUCAUCUGCACAUGGAAACUUCAGAUUUCUUGGGAGGACUGCGGCCUGUUCGACACUCAAACCAGACUGAGGAUGAGGAUGUCCGAUUGUUUGAGUGGCAUGAUGGGCCCCUUGUCCAGGCACUGAAAGAGGGUGGUGUCUUUCUAAUGGAUGAGAUUUCUCUGGCUGACGACUCUGUUUUGGAGAGACUCAACAGUGUCCUGGAGACUGAGAAGACACUGGUGCUGGCAGAGAAAGGCACUGGGGACAAUGACAAUGUGGAGUUACUACAUGCUGCACCAAGUUUCCGUUUGGUGGCCACCAUGAAUCCAGGGGGAGACUUUGGGAAAAAAGAGUUGUCUCCUGCUCUAAGGAACCGUUUUACUGAGAUCUGGUGUCCACAAAACAACAGCCGCAGUGACCUCCUUCAAAUCAUCCGUCACAACCUUCUCCCAGGCAUAUCGCUGGAGGGCCGGGACAUUGCAGAGUUGAUGCUGGACUUUAUUGAGUGGCUGACCCAACAGGACUUUGGUCGCCGGUGUAUCCUGAGUGUCAGAGACAUUCUGUCCUGGGUCACUUUUCUAAAUGUGGUGUGUGGAGAAAAGAACAGUGGGACCAUAGACACAGCUGAGGAGGGGUGGGAGCUAAAACUGGACACAGUCACAGCCUUCAUCCAUGCUGCCUGUCUGGUCUACAUUGACGGCCUUGGCUCAGGGACCACUGUGUCCAGUGUCGACAAUGCUCUUCUGUCCCGCAGACUGUGCCUGGGCUUCCUUCAACAACAUCUAGGUCACUUGAUCAAACAUGACCAGGAAGUGAUGGAGGCUUUGAGGGUGUACGACACUAGUCUCCCUCGUGAGCCACAAUGGGGAGAACACUUUUUUGGCAUUCACCCAUUUUACAUUGAUUUAGGUCCUAAGAGCGAUUGCUGCAGCCUGACAGACUUCACUAUUGGAGCUGGUACCACAGCAGUCAAUGCUCAGAGACUUCUGCGUGCACUCAAACUCCAAAGGCCGGUGCUGCUGGAGGGCUCUCCUGGGGUGGGCAAAACAAGCCUGGUGGCAGCACUAGCUAAAGCAUCUGGAAAUCACCUGGUUCGAAUCAAUUUGUCAGAGCAAACGGAUGUAACGGAUUUGUUUGGGACUGAUCUGCCAGUGGAGGGAGGUAAAGGGGGAGAGUUCGCUUGGCGGGAUGGCCCCCUUUUGUCAGCUCUGAAGAAGGGUCACUGGAUUGUUCUGGAUGAGCUGAACUUGGCUUCUCAGUCGGUGCUUGAAGGUCUUAAUGCCUGCUUCGACCACAGAGCUGAGAUCUACAUCCCUGAACUGGCCAUGAGUUUCCGGGUUCAGCACCACCAAACCAAGAUCUUUGGCUGCCAGAACCCGUUCACUCAGGGUGGUGGACGCAAAGGACUUCCCAAGUCUUUUCUAAAUCGAUUCACCCAGGUGUUUGUGGACCAACUGACCAGCAAAGAUAUGGAGUUUAUUUCCAAUUCUAUUUUCCCAAACAUAAAUAAGGAAAUGAUUGUGAAGAUGGUAGAAUUUAGUAACAGGCUGGUGCAGGAGGUUUGUGUGGAGAGGCAAUGGGGACACAAAGGCAGUCCCUGGGAGUUCAACCUGCGAGACAUGUUUCGUUGGUGCCAGCUCAUGGAAAAUGACCAGUCUCCUGGUUUCUUUAACCCGGGGCAGCAUGUGUCUCUAGUAUAUGCUGAUCGGAUGAGAACAGAGUCCGAUAAGGCUCAGGUGUUGUCAGUAUUUAGAAAGGUGUUUGGAGAGGACUCUGAGCCUUACACCAGCUCUAGACAUUUUCACAUGACUCCUAUGAACCUACAGGUGGGAUUCUCUGUCAUCCAGCGAGGUGGUGCUGCCCCAGUCACUCUGGCCCCCCCUCUGUCAAUCACCCAACAGGCACUGAGACCCCUCGAGUCCUUAAUGAAGUGUGUGGAGAUGGGCUGGAUGACAAUUCUGGUAGGCCCCACUGCUAGUGGAAAAACCAGCCUGGUGCGACUUCUGGCUCUGCUGAGUAGCCACAGACUGAGGGUCAUGCCAAUGAACAGCUCCAUGGACACCACAGAACUGCUGGGGGGCUUCGAACAGGUCACUGAAUAUUAUUAAAAGCUGUG
Molecule: messenger RNA, 6527 nt
Organism: Boleophthalmus pectinirostris (great blue-spotted mudskipper)
Lineage: Eukaryota; Metazoa; Chordata; Actinopteri; Gobiiformes; Gobiidae
Product: midasin-like
Exons: 40
Coding region: 187-6519 (2110 amino acids)
Biological process (GO): rRNA processing; ribosomal large subunit assembly
Cellular component (GO): preribosome, large subunit precursor
Molecular function (GO): ATP binding; ATP hydrolysis activity
Source: RefSeq, a predicted model, not a curated record